GCUGCCUGGCUGAGCCCGGCGCCGGAGCCUCGCCUCGCCUCGCCUCGCUUCCCUGCCGCCGCCGCCGCCCGCGGGUGCUGCUGGCCAAGAGGGCGGCGAGGAGGCGCGCGGAGGGGGCUGCCUUGGAGACGCGCGUCCGGGAUGCAUCCUUCCCCGAAGAACACUCAGGGGCCACUUGGUUAGUGAAGAGCCAGCGUUUACAUCCUGAGAGCAUCAACCUUUUCGCCAGGCAGACAAUCUGGAUCCACGGGGACAGCAUCAUGUUGGUCAAAGAGUACCGUAUUUGUAUGCCCCUCACCACUGAAGAGUACCGAGUCGGGCAGCUGUACACCAUCAGCAAGCACAGCCACCAGGAGAGCGACAAAGGAGAAGGGGUGGAAGUUGUGAAAAAUGAGCCACACGAAGACCCCGUCCACGGCCAAGGCCAGUUCACAGAGAAGCGGGUGCACCUGUCCAGUAAGCUGCCUAGCUGGGCUAGGGCCGUGACACCGCGGAUAUUCUACAUCACCGAGAAGGCCUGGAAUUAUUACCCGUACACCAUCACAGAGUACACGUGCUCUUUUCUGCCAAAGUUUUCCAUCUACAUAGAAACCAAAUACGAGGAUAACUGUGGAGACAGCACAAACAUCUUCCACAGUGAAAAAAUCUUGGGGGACCACGAAGUGACAUUCCUGGACAUCGCCUUUGAUGAAAUUCCAGAGCGCUACUACCGGAGCCCUGAGGAUCUCCGGUACUUCUGCUCGACCAAGACUGGCCGUGGUCCACUGCGGGAGGGCUGGCGGGAACACACCCAGCCCAUUAUGUGCUCCUACAAGCUGGUGACAGUCAAGUUUGAGGUGUGGGGACUGCAGACACGGGUGGAGCAGUUUGUCCACAAGGUCAUCCGGGAUAUCCUGCUGAUAGGGCACCGGCAAGCCUUCGCCUGGGUGGAUGAGUGGUGUGGGAUGACAAUGGACGAGGUGCGCCAGUAUGAGAAAGAGACGCAGGAGGCCACUAAUGAGAUCGUCGGCACGGUGGGGUCCACCGUCUCCAUCAGCGAAGUGUGCCUGCCCUCCAAUGCCCAGAGUGCCUCCUCCAGUGCCCCUUCCACACCCCUCAGUGGGGACGCCCCGGACUUCCUCAGCAUACCCAAGGACAGGCCGCGGAAGAAAUCUGCUCCGGAAAUGCUGACGCUGCCAGUGCUACAGGAGCGCACCAACGCGGAGUGACGGCCGACCCUCUCGAUCACCGUUCUGUGUCUUCCUUCCCUUGUGAAGAUUCUCUCCCACCCCACCCUUGUUCAUUUCCACAGGAGAUUUUAUUGAACUUAAACCCAGGUGUGGACUUUUCACCUUCAGGUUGGAUUUUUAAUGCCUUUUAAAAAAACAACAAGUGAGCCUGCAGUUGAAAGGCCUUUCAAGAACCUGGGAGCAUCAUGGAAAACUCAGAUCUCCCCUGCCUGCCCUUCAUUCCUGCUGGAGUCCGCUGCCGGACGUUUGACUCCCUCCUUGCUGUGAGGAAUUCCCAGCCAAAGCUCUCCAGGUUCUGCUAUCAUGCAGCGUACCGCCCCCCUCCCCAAACCUGGCAGUUGUAAUUCUGGGAGGAAAAUAACAUUGUCUUAUAGCAUCUUGGCUGAACGGCAGUUCCCAAGGCUCUUUGAGGAAAGUCUGGACAGUUCCCUUGGGAUAAAAGCCUGCUGCUUGGAUCAGCUUGUCAUCUGCAGACCCCACAUUGCUUGUUCACGUCGAAGUGAGUUCACUUCGAAGUGGAAGGGCCCCUUACUGCUGCUGCUUCUGCCUACAUAUUUUAGAGUGGGUUUUUAUUAGCUCUGCAGAAGAGUUCGUUCAUUUUUAAGAGAGGUUUUUUUUUCUCCUCUGCUUUCAAAUGUCUUUUUAACUCUUGAGUUAUUGCUCUUUUUUUAAAGAAAAAUGUUGCUCUGCCGUUGCGGCACAGAGACCUGGUGGACUUUGUGUUUCCUGCCAAGGGGAAAGGGGUAACCACCGGGACACUUCUAUCUGCUUAGCUUGCUUGCGGAUGCUAAGCCAGAACCACUGGACUAGCCAUCGCAUGGAUGAAGUCCUGUAGGAUGUGAGGAGGCUCCCUCUGCCAUGGGUCAUGAAUGGGGCAAGAUCUCCUCUCGGGUGUAGGCCUUUUUUUCUUUCUUUCUAGGAGGUAUUAAUACUAAGCUAGGGUGGAGAGAGAACCAUACUCUUUCCUCUUCAACUGAGGAGUCAGGAUCUAGCCUACCGAGCACAAUGUGCAGGCUGCACUUCCGUGAUCCGGGUGCAUGCACACAAAUUUGGUAGUGAGGCAGUGCGUUCACCACCCUAAGAGUCUCACCAUCUAUUUUUCAAAGCCAAGUUUCUCGACCUCAUGGUUGCAGAGAGCAGUUUGAAAGUAUUCCAUUCUGCGACUCAGUCCUUGGUGGUUCUUCCAAAGCCAGAACUCAGUAGGGUUGACAGAGAACAACGCUUCACGAGUCUCGCUCAGUGUCUCGGCUCACUUACUGGUCUUGCUGCAUAAAUUCUGCAAAUGGGCUCAGUUUAUAUAAAUGAUUCCAGUCACAGAACUGCAUGGCAUAAGCUGAACUGUAUACACGAGGAUACAGUUGGCUGGGCAGUGUACCUUGGGAGCCAGUAAGGGGGCAGGUGCUCUCUGGAGCUCCCGGAGUCUGUCCAGCUUGGGGAACCUUCCUGCCUGCAUUCCCAGGAGGGCAUGCAAUUCUGUGGGUUCCUGUUUCUUAAGCCCCACAGCUCAGUAAUCAGUGGAUUUCCCAAGUGUUGCUUGGUGACAUACGCUAGCGUGCAGCCUUUGAGGUGGGGUGCAUGGGGUCCUGGAGAGCAAGUGUCCUUCGACUCACAUGUCUUAAUCUGGUCUUCUUCGGGAUCUGCCUGAUGGUUUGCCAGCAUCCCAAGGCUUGUUCCCUGCCCCCCUCCCCCGUUCCUGUGCCUGACAUGAGGCACUUCAGCCACCCCCAAAUGUGACUGUGGAACAAGGAUCAUCUUGCCAUGUCAGUGGACGAAGAGCCACCGUGCUCUGUUUGAUGCCCUCAGGGUGCAUCCCCAGAGGCUGGUCACAUGCCCACCGGUCACCAGCAUCAAGCUUGCCUUGUGAAAUCCCAGGAGUGCAGCCCCCAGCAGGGAAGGGGGAUGCUGGGCGGAGCCGCAGAUUCCUCUGAUGUAAACCUCCUCAGUCUUAACGUGGUCUCUGACCUCUUCGUAUAAGCACAGCUCUGAUUUGCACUGCUUUCUUGCACAAAGGACCUUCCUCCCGUCCUUCCCUCUGCCAUAAACUUUGGCUCUUGGCUACUGCUUUGAGUUUUCCAGCUGCUACACUUUGCAUUGUAAUGCACAGAAAUUGCCAAUAAAGGCAAGGAGACUCAGCAAAGAUCGUAGAGAGACCGUUGCCAGAAUGUAGGUUUUGUGCUCCUGGGAAACCUUUGAGAACGCAGGCUGUUGGGAUGCUUAGCAUCUGUUUGAGUCAAAAGUGUUUCAUUGGCUAGUUGGUCUCAGGAGGCGGAUGGCAAUGGAGGACCCUCCAGCCAUCUAUGGACUAUCUGAAACCCUCAGGUUUGCAGACAGUAUGGGGAACUGCUGCUGCUUACACCCCUAUCUGAUAUUCCGUGGCCAAAUUUCAGGUGGCAGAGAGGAAGUAUGGAACCCGUACAUUUCUUGAGCCUUUCUGGAAGAUGGGUUUUAGUUUGCAGAGACAGUUUGGAGAUGGUUCUUAUCUGUGUAUAUGCCGUUUUGCCCAUCUCCGUUGAGAGGCUGUGCUUGAAGGGGUGGUGUGUAUACAGAGAAAUCUUGUGUAAAUAAUUUGUGAUCUGUUUAGCAGCAGUGCUGUAUGUAUGUCUGAAAAGGACUGAUAAAGGCAAGUUUCAUACAGACAAUAUGUGUGUUCUUGAGUGCUCGGCUUAAUACUGUUGCAGUGCUGACGUGAUGUUUGCAGGCAUUGCUGAUUUGUCAGACCACCCAGGAAAAAAGGAUCAGGGACAAGAAAUUAUGAGCCCCAAACAUGACAAAGUCAUAAACAGGAGCCUUGGAGGUUUUAUUCCAGCAUGUGCUGGUAGAUAUUGAAACUCACUACAGGUAUCUG
This is a messenger RNA of Eublepharis macularius, 4074 nucleotides long. RefSeq names its product cytoplasmic phosphatidylinositol transfer protein 1-like. Gene Ontology annotation, molecular function: phosphatidylinositol binding; phosphatidylinositol transfer activity. Bases 261 to 1208 code for a protein of 315 amino acids. Gene Ontology annotation, biological process: phospholipid transport. Gene Ontology annotation, cellular component: cytoplasm. The record is from RefSeq and is a predicted model, not a curated record. The transcript is spliced from 10 exons. NCBI's taxonomy places the organism in Eukaryota, Metazoa, Chordata, Lepidosauria, Squamata, Eublepharidae.